Molecule: messenger RNA, 3609 nt
Organism: Vollenhovia emeryi
Lineage: Eukaryota; Metazoa; Arthropoda; Insecta; Hymenoptera; Formicidae
Exons: 4
Coding region: 1-3609 (1202 amino acids)
Biological process (GO): DNA replication
Molecular function (GO): DNA binding; DNA-directed DNA polymerase activity; nucleotide binding
Source: RefSeq, a predicted model, not a curated record
AUGUCUGAAAAGCCCAAAGCGAGCGAGCUGAUCGAUAACGCGGCGAAUGUUGUCGACGAGGACGAUUUUCGCGCGUGGGAUCGUCGAUGCGAGGAGUGUUUGGAAUCGUUGAGGCAUGAAUGUCGCAGGUGUCCGAAUACUACCGGAACGAUCACUUCCCUUGUCGCUUGGAUAGUGCUGUUAGAGGGAACGAGGACCGAACUGCGAGGUCGCGUAGUUCGCGCGGGUGCCGGUCACGAUGGAUUCAGAUGGGUGGAGAUGGAGACUGCGUUUCAGAGACGGAUAUUAACCGGUGCGGUAAUCAAUUUUCGUUACAUCGAGCCUAGAGAAUUUCUCGAGAACGUCGGAGAAACGGUGAUGGAGAAGGUACGCGAGAAUUUGGAAAGACACAACUGUGUGAAAGUCAACACGGUGUUUAAUGGGAAAUUCGUUGCGUUAGAAAAGACCGCUGUAAAGAGCAUCGUCACGAAAAAUCGACAGCUGUUUCGCACCGCAGAUCUGUACGAAUGGUACGACACGGUGAUGGAGACGACAUUGGCGAAAUUGGAGGAGUUUCAAGAGCGCGACAGCGGGUGGGCGCUGUCGCGCAUACUGAAUAUAAUGAUCAACGUAAAUAUGUGUAAUCCUAUGCGCGCGGGCUGUUGGAUCGAUAUGCCGCCACAGGUAAAAAAGAAGAAAGCGAUCGUGAACGUACGAUCGACGGAUAACGCAUGUUUCGCGCGGGCGGUGGUUGCGGCUUUGUAUCCUACCAUGACGAAUGCCACGAGACGGAAUCGGUAUCCCGAUUAUCAAACGGUGCUGAAGCUCGAUGGAAUAAACUUUCCUAUGAAUCUGCGACAAAUCAGAAAAUUCGAACGGCUGAACGAGAUAUCUGUCAACGUGUUUACCACGAGGGAGGACAAACCGGAUGGAAAGAUCGUUCCGCUGUAUCUCACCGAACGCAAAAGAGAUGUUCACGUAAAUCUGUUCUAUCUGUCGGAUCCGCGAUACGGCCUCCAGGUGGGCCAUUUCGCGUGGAUAAGGAAUCUUUCGCGAUUGGUCGGGUCUCAGUUUAUCAAACGAAGAAACAAGAAGUACAUUUGUGAGCGAUGUCUGCAUUAUUUCCAUUCGAUGGAAAGAUUGUCCAAGCACAAUGUGGAUUGCGAAAGGAUGAAUGACUGCGCGAUCAUUCUUCCGAACGAGGACAACAGGUGGCUCAGCUUUCGUCAUUACGAGCGAAAAGAGAGACUUCCGUAUGUGGUAUACGCCGAUCUGGACUGCGUCUUGGAGAAGGAGCGAGAGGAGAGUGAGUGUGUAUCGCGAAGCACAUUUACCUAUCAACGUCAUACAGUGUUCAGCGUUGGCUAUUACGUGCGAUGUGUGCAAGACGAGAAUGCGACGACGACGACGUACAAAUCGUAUCGCGGUGAGGAUUGCAUGGCGUGGUUCGUGCGGGAAUUGAACGCCCUUGCGCAUCGCGCGAAGCAGAUUCUGGACGCGGUCGUGACUAUGCAGUCGCUUACGUCAGAUGAGAUGCGUAGCUUUUGGAACGCGACUCGUUGCCACAUAUGCGGAAAGCCAUUCGAGCCGAAUGAUCGGCGCGUUCGCGAUCACUGUCACAUACCCGUUACAGGGUACGAAUAUAGUACCUCAUACGCGUAUCAAACGAUCGGUGUAAACAAGGCCAUUAUCGAAGAGAUCGCCAACGGUUUCGAGGGUAAAGUGGAAUUGUUACCGUUGACCAAAGAAACGUACAUCUCGUUUACGAAAGUCGUUCGGAAGACGUCGUCGGGAAAGGGACGCAAUUGCGUGAAGCUGCGAUUUGUAGACUCGUGUAAGUUUUUAAGCGCAAGCCUCGCGAAAUUGGUGUCGUAUCUGGACAAGAACGAACUGCGAAUAACGCGGUCAGCGUUCUCGAGUCUCGACGACGACGAUUUCGAAGUGCUCACGCGCAAGGGUGUGUUCCCGUACGAGUAUGUCGAUAGCGUCGAUCGGUUACGCGAGACAGAGUUACCGCCCCGCGAGGCCUUUUAUAGUUCGUUGACUGGCGACAGCGUCAGCGUUACCGACUACGAGCACGCGGUCACUGUGUGGCAACGUUUCCGCAUCGGUAAUCUCGGCGAGUAUAGUGAUUUAUAUUUGAAAACGGACGUUCUAUUGUUGGCGGAUGUGUUUGAGAAUUUUCGUGACAACUGCAUGCGGAGUUACGACUUGGAUCCCGCUCAUUAUUACACGUUACCGGGGUACACGUGGGACGCGAUGCUAAAAUACACAGGUGUGCGAUUCGAACUGCUGACCGACGUCGAUAUGCUCCUCUUUGUGGAACGCGGUGUACGCGGUGGUCUGAGUCAGUGCUCCCACAGAUACGCGCAAGCUAACAAUAAGUAUCUUGCGUCAUACGAUCCGUUACAAGAGUCGACGUAUCUCAUGUACUACGAUGUAAAUAAUCUGUACGGAUGGGCUAUGUGUGAAGCAUUGCCGUACGCGCAGUUUCAAUGGGUCGAUGAUGUCAACGCGGAAAGUCUAGACGUUGAUCUUGCGUAUCCGCGCGAACUUCACGACGCCCACGCGGAUCUUCCGUUCUGCCCGGUGCGCGCCCCACCUCCCGGCAAGGUCACCGAGAAGCUUUUAGCGACGCUUCACGAUAAGUCGCGCUACGUCAUACACUAUCGUAAUUUGCAGCAAUGUGUACGUCAUGGGUUGCGUAUACUUAAGAUUCAUCGCGUUUUACAAUUCGCGCAAUCGCCGUGGCUGCGUGGAUAUAUCGAAUUGAAUACGAUGUUUAGAGUCCGUGCGAAUAACGAAUUCGAGAGAACUAUGUACAAGCUUAUGAACAACGCGGUGUACGGGAAGACCAUGGAAAACGUGCGCGAGCACGUUGACGUGCGUCUUGUGACGCGUUGGGAUGGAAGGUAUGGAGCGGAAGCGCUAAUUGCUAGGCCGAAUUUUCACAGUAGAAGCGUUUUCUCUGAAGAUCUGAUGGCCGUCGAGUUACGGAAACUCGAGGUGAUGCUCAACAAACCGAUAUACGUUGGCAUGUUCAUCUUGGAGAUAGCGAAAACGCGAUUGUACGAGUUUCAUUACGAAUACAUGGUACCGUUAUAUCGCGGUCUUUGUAACAUAAUGUACACGGACACGGACAGUCUGAUCUAUUUUGUCGCAUGCGACGACAUUUACGAGGAUAUGAAAUGCUUCAUCGAAAGAUUCGACACGAGCGACUACGCCAAGAACAACGCGUACGAUAUGCCGCGCGCGAACAGGAGCGUUCCGGGUCUGAUGAAGGAUGAGAAUCGUGGCGCGAUUAUGGUAGAAUUCGUAGGGUUGAGAGCGAAGAUGUAUGCCGCGAGGGUGCUCGGACAGAGCGAUACGAAAAAGGUGAAGGGUGUAAAGAGAAACGUAGUCGAGAGAACGAUAACGUUCGACGAUUUCACGCGAACGUUGCGCGAUAUGACGGAGCAAUCGAGAUCGCAAUUCUGUGUGCGUUCGCGACUGCACGAGGUGUAUACCGUGUCCGAAACGAAACUCGCUCUCAGUCCUUACGACGACAAGCGAUACGUCGUGCCCGAAUCGUGCAACACGUUGCCGUGGGGACAUUACGGGGUGCCGCAACAAGAAGAAUACUACAUGUAA